Apis cerana (Asiatic honeybee) is the source of this 3547-nucleotide messenger RNA. Its product is annotated as adenylate kinase isoenzyme 5. Lineage: Eukaryota; Metazoa; Arthropoda; Insecta; Hymenoptera; Apidae. The record is from RefSeq and is a predicted model, not a curated record. Gene Ontology annotation, molecular function: nucleobase-containing compound kinase activity; ATP binding. Gene Ontology annotation, biological process: nucleobase-containing compound metabolic process.
AAAUCCUUGCGAAUGUUCUGGCACAUUGGGUCUAAUCCAUACUUGUUGUUUGGAAAAAUGGUUGUCCAUGUCAAACACGGAUCGUUGCGAAAUUUGUAAACAUUUAUUUUCGAUACAAAGGAAAAAUAAAUCGUUGUCACAGAUCACUAAAUAAUUUUCACGCAAAAUCGUUCGGGCUAAAGAUGAAUACGUCGAGAAAUAACCAAUAAAAAAAAAUGCAUUGAAUCUCGUAUAUUGAACGAAAAUUCAACUAUAUGUGGAUAGUGUUGCUAUUAACAAUCGUUUUGAAGAUUUUUCUGAAAAAACUGCAACAAUUUAAUCAAGUAGUAAUAGAAACACGACGAAUUGAGCUUUUACCUGUUCUUAAAUAUUGAUUUAUCAGUCUUAAAUAACUCAAUUGAUUUGCUUCUAUGAGAAAUAUAUCAUUGAUUCGGUUUUUAAAGAAGUGAAAAAUCUUGAUUGAAAGUUGUUUCGAAGAAACUAUCAAUAAAAAAAAAAGUUUUGUGAAUAAAAAAGUUUCUAAUGUGAAAAAUAAAUUGUUGAUUGUGAUAACUGGUUCUCAAAGAAACGUGUCGAAAAAAAGUGAAUUAAUUAGUUGGAAGAAUGUGAGUAAAUGGCCGUGGUAGGAUCUUGGCAUCCUUUGAACGACCUACUAUGGGCAUCUGCCUGGACACUGACCAACAAAAUGGAUCGCAGGUGUUCGAGGAAACUGAUGCUCGAAGCGCAGGAAAAUGGCGAGGAGAGGCUGGUCUCUUAUCAACUCCUCCAAACGGAUAUUUUCCGCAACAGAAUGUUGGUUCAGUUAAAUUCGAAGUUCCAAAAGUACCUGUUAUAUUUGUGCUUGGUGGACCCGGUAGUGGAAAGGUGACACAUUGUGAUAAUUUAAUGCAAGAGAAAAAGGGCAUAACACAUAUUAAUAUGAUGGAUCUUCUUCAACAGUAUGCUUUAGGAAAUGAUAUGCAAGAUUUCGGACAACUUAGCAGUAAAACUGUCGCGGAAGUCCUUAUGCUCGAAAUAAAAAUGUCUCCAGGUUCCAAAGUCUUUCUUGUUAGUGGUUAUCCACGUAAUAUGCGCGAUGUAGUCGAAUAUGCCGAGAAAAUCAAAAUUGUCAAUGGUGUAAUUCUCGUGUCCUGGAGACAAGAGAUUCUCGAAAGACAAAUCGAUUUCGGAGCACAACUCGGACAAGUAGUAAUCGAACUUGCAAGGAUGGAACUUUAUAAUUUUUAUAGGAACGUUAUGCCUGUCGCGGAAUAUUUCGAUCAAAGUGGUAUGUUAUUAGAGGUAAAUGGAGAAAGAAAUCCAAAUGAAGUUUAUAUGGAUUUUCGUGAGGCAGUUUUCAAAAUUUUAGGUUUAUCAAAUGAUGAAGUACGAGAUAAAAACGUCCCUCAAUCAUUAGAAGCAGAAGUAAAAGUCGAAAGAAGAAAAGAAUCUAUUCCAAAAUCACCAUCUCCUCAGAAGGAAAUGGUAUCACAAAUAAUGCAAUUACCUAUCACUGUGAAUGUCAAAUCUACAAAAACCGCAGAUAAACCUAGAAAAGGAUUGCCUGCAUUCAUCUGGGUUAUAGGUGGUCCAGGAAGCAAUAAAGAAAAUUUAUGCACUCAAGCUGUUCGUAACAUGCCAGGCUGGGUUCAAGUUAGUAUCGGUGGUUUAUUGAGAACAAUGGCAUCCUCAAAUACCAUUGUCAAUGAAGCUAUUGUUUCUGGAGAAAUGGUAUCGCAAGACAUCGUGAUGCAAGUAGUGGAACAACAGAUUAUUUUAAAUCGAAACACGGAUGGUAUAGUAAUAGACGGUUAUCCGAGAGAUUUAAAUCAAGUUCACGAAUUUGAGGAUAAGCUUAUUCGAGCUUAUUUUCAAAAAUGUUAUCAGUUUGGCCAGCAACCACCAUUAGUAUUACUGGAUUGUUCAAAACUGCAACUUGGCAGAGGAAGAUUAGAUGAUAAUGUAUCUGCAUUUAGAAAAAGAUUAGAACUCUUUCGCGAGAUAUCUUUGCCUAUGUUAAAAGCUUUGGAUAAUGAGAAUCGCUUAACAAUUAUUGAUGGCGACACCGAUGUACCAAGUGUGCAACAAGAAUUUGCAGCUGCACUUUAUCAAUUAAUGACACAAACACGUCGCAAAGAAGAAAACGAUCCACAUAGUUCUGAGUCGCAGAUAGUACAAGAUAAUGAAAAUAACACAAAAUCAAAUGUACUAAUUUUUAACAAUAAGAAUGAAUCAAUUAUACCAAAUGGUAUUUCUAAACAGAUAAUUGAUAGUAAAUCAAAUAUGAAAAAAGCAACCAAUACUAUAAAGAAUAUGAAUGGGAUAAGUGUACAUGGGGCAGCACGAAUUAUAAAUGGAUUAAAGAAUAGUACGAAACAUGCUCAAAGAAAUGGUAUUGAAUAUGUGCAAAACGGUAUCGCGAAUGGCGCUACACACAUGCUACAAAAUGGCGUAGCACAUUUGGCCAAUGGAAUUGUGCUGAAUAAUAACAAGAUUGCACCGGCAAUCCAAAAUUAUUUACCAAAUAACACAACAGAUGCUGUGAGAAAAAUGUACAACGAGGUCGAAGGUUAUCAACAAAAUUUACAUAUAUAAAAGCAUAAAAAUCAUCGUUCAAAUGAAAAGAAAAAAAAAUAUUUUUAAUAUUGUCCUAUCUUUUUAUAAAUUAAAUCGAUCAUGUGAAUAUUCACGAAAUUAAAUUAACUCAAGGUUCCUCUCUAAUGAAACAUGUAGUAUAAUAUUAUAUAUCAUACUUACUCAUAUACAACGUAUUAUAUUAUACAGAAUAUAUUCGACAUUUCCUGAUAACCUGUUAGAGUGUAAUCGAAAAAAAAAUAAGAAAACAGAAUUGUAUAAAAUUUCCUUUUUUAAUCUUAUAAUAUUUUAUUAUAUAAAAUUUUGUAUAAAAAGAAUUAAAGAAAAGUUAUAAAAUUUUAAAAUGGAAAAAAGAUCUUAGUGUUGAAAAUAAGUUUUAGAAAGAAUAUCUCUAAAUUAUUACGAAAGUUAACAUAUAUAUUUUUUAUAUAUCAUAUGAUGAAGUUCUUUUCAAAUUGUCUAUAAUAUUUAAAAAUUUAAUAUUUUUCCAUUUAGUUUUUAUUAUUAUAACAAAAAUUAGACAAUAAAUUAAUUAAUAAAUAGAGAAAUAUAAUAAAUAAAGAUAUUUGUUGUCAUUAUUUUUUAUUAUUUAUUUAAUGCUUAUCUUUGCUUAAUCUAUCUAUAUUAAACUAUGUAUUAUCUUGUAUUAAUUAUGUUGAAAAAUAUAUUUCUAUAGAAUUAAAAAAUGAAAAAAAUAUAUAUAAUCAGAUUAUGCUUAAAUUUGAAAUAAAAAUUAGACUAUAAAGAAUACAUGUGAAAUAUUUUCAUAAUUUAAAAAAAAUAUAUCUAUAUAAUUAAUUUUUUAUAAUACUAAAUAUAUUAUAUGUAAUCAUAUAUGUAAUUAUUUUAUGAAAAGUGAAAAAACUUGUCAAUUAAAUACUAGUCAUAUUAUGUUAUUUCAAUGUAAAAAAUAUAAUGAGUAUACAGAUAAAAUUGUUUCAUAUUUUCAAUAAAAAAUUAAUAUUCCGAUAUU